CCGGCUCAUUUCUCAGAUCUCAGCCACGGUCCACUAUGUCCACCCCGGCGUUUCCUAAAUCACCUAGUAAUGAUACCUUCGAUAUACCCAAACCGGUUCCAGCAAGUCCGACUGGAUUGGCUAACAUUCUCUUGACGGAUUCUAGAUGUUUUGCCAUCCUGUUUUUAUUCUUUGCGCUUUCCGUUCACACUGCACAUCUCUUCUCUAUUAUUGGCUUCUCUGACGAACGAGCUGUGCGCGCUGUGUUUGGCGCUGUCUUCAACGAGUGGGCCAAGGUUCUCAUGAAUGGACGGUACUCUGAGCUUCCACACUUCAGGAAACGGUGAAAAGUCUUACUCCGGACGUUAUGGGGCUAUCUAUGUCAUCCCGCCAACUGCCGGACAAGCUCUCCUCAUCCAUCGAUUUAUUGACCGACGACCAAGUCAAAGUGCUUAUCGAUGUAGCAGUAAGCCGCAACGAUGUGGUCGGGAUCAGACACAACCCAGGUAUCAGCUGGAUGCCUGCCACGGCACGGAGAAUCGCCCCAGACGCUGUCGCGAAAAAAUGCGAUCCUCACGGUCGAUGUCCAUCCGCAUUCCAAAGGUCCGGCGCACUCUUCCUAUGCACGAGAAAGAAUCAUUGUCAGGCUGUUAUUCGAUGUGGCUCGUGAUGGACUUCAUCGACGGCGAUGUAAUGGAGACGACAUGGCCACAGAUGAGCUGGUGGAAUCGCUUAUGGACUGUAUGGAAGCUGCGGAAAUUCAUCCGGGAACUGCACCAUGUUCCCGUUCCCCGACCCAACGUCCCAGGCCCAUUCGAUUCCACUGAUAAGGCUUUGGCAUGCAGCGGAUAUAAUUUCUCCGAAACCGGGGCGGGACCUUUCGAGUCGUACAGUGCCAUGGCGGACUGGUUCGACCACCUCCGCUACUCCCUCCUCGUAGACCUGCAUAUGAACUACGGGAGUUUCAAACCACAUCUGUAUCCCAUGUUCGACGCUUCCCAUCCUCCAGUUCUAUGCCAUAUGGAUCUUAAUAUGCGUAAUAUUAUCGUGGACAAGAGGGGCGACGUUUGGUUAGUCGACUGGGGCAUGGCCGGCGCGUUCCCUCCAUAGUUUGAGUACGCGAACAUGGUUUUAUUUGCAAGGGCAGUCAUAAAAGAAUGCCGUUUACCAAAAUCAUGGCUGUUUUUCGUGCUUUUUGUUGCUGGUAAUUAUCAGUGGUACGAGGCGGAGUAUCUUCAUCGUCUGGAAUAUGCGUUUGGAAGAUCGUGGCUUGAUCAUCCGAAAGGAUAUUUUGAGCGGUUGGGGUCGGAUAUCACGCUUCGACGGGCUUGUUGAGAUAGCUGUUCAACAGGCCGCACAGUUUCAGUCAAAGCUGUCAUUGAACGGAAUCAUGCCUUCAGAGGUACCACGAUCGCUUGCUCUGCCAUCAUCACUGAUAACCGUACUUUUCUUUCUCUCUUCCUAUUAUCAAGAACUAUCGUUUGCAGGAUACGUUCCGAGAGCAGA
Messenger RNA from Desarmillaria tabescens, 1485 nucleotides. RefSeq lists its product as uncharacterized. The coding region runs from base 286 to 1089 and encodes 267 amino acids. The transcript is spliced from 3 exons. The record is from RefSeq and is a predicted model, not a curated record. Lineage: Eukaryota; Fungi; Basidiomycota; Agaricomycetes; Agaricales; Physalacriaceae.